This is a messenger RNA of Euleptes europaea (tarantolino), 1160 nucleotides long. It is a transcript of the gene RACK1, whose product is annotated as receptor for activated C kinase 1. Gene Ontology annotation, biological process: rescue of stalled cytosolic ribosome; positive regulation of protein phosphorylation. The record is from RefSeq and is a predicted model, not a curated record. Gene Ontology annotation, molecular function: translation regulator activity; ribosome binding; protein kinase C binding. Bases 118 to 1071 code for a protein of 317 amino acids. The transcript has 8 exons. Gene Ontology annotation, cellular component: nucleus; cytosol. NCBI's taxonomy places the organism in Eukaryota, Metazoa, Chordata, Lepidosauria, Squamata, Sphaerodactylidae.
CCGCUUCCUUUCUCUCUCCGGGCCCGAGCGAGCUGGCCGGGGCGAAGCGAGGGCCGCUGCUGAAUCCGCGUCCAUCCUCCGCCCGCCGCGGGAGCUCGAGCCCCCUCAGCCGCCGCCAUGACGGAGCAGAUGACCCUGCGUGGCACCCUGAAGGGCCACAACGGAUGGGUGACCCAGAUCGCCACCACCCCGCAGUUCCCGGACAUGAUCCUCUCCGCCUCGCGCGACAAGACCAUCAUCAUGUGGAAACUGACCCGAGAUGAAACCAACUACGGGAUCCCUCAGAGAGCACUGCGGGGCCACUCCCACUUUGUUAGCGAUGUGGUCAUCUCCUCCGAUGGGCAGUUCGCCCUCUCCGGCUCUUGGGAUGGCACUUUGCGCCUUUGGGACCUGACUACGGGAACCACCACCCGACGCUUUGUGGGACACACCAAGGACGUGCUGAGCGUGGCCUUCUCUUCUGACAACCGCCAGAUAGUCUCCGGGUCCAGAGACAAAACCAUCAAGCUGUGGAACACACUGGGUGUCUGCAAGUACACUGUUCAGGAUGAAAGCCACUCUGAGUGGGUCUCCUGCGUCCGAUUCUCUCCCAACAGCAGCAACCCCAUCAUUGUCUCCUGCGGCUGGGACAAGCUGGUGAAGGUGUGGAAUUUGGCGAACUGCAAGCUGAAGACCAAUCACAUCGGGCACACCGGCUACCUGAACACAGUGACAGUCUCCCCCGACGGCUCCCUGUGUGCUUCUGGUGGCAAGGAUGGCCAGGCCAUGCUGUGGGACUUAAAUGAAGGCAAGCACUUGUACACUCUGGACGGUGGGGACAUCAUCAACGCCCUCUGCUUUAGCCCCAACCGCUACUGGCUGUGCGCUGCCACUGGACCGAGCAUCAAGAUCUGGGACCUGGAAGGCAAGAUCAUCGUGGACGAACUCAAACAGGAGGUGAUCAGCACCAGCAGCAAGGCAGAGCCCCCUCAAUGCACCUCAUUGGCUUGGUCUGCAGAUGGACAGACUCUGUUUGCUGGAUACACAGAUAACCUGGUCCGCGUCUGGCAGGUCACCAUUGGAACCAGAUGAGAGAGUGCGAGAGACCCCAAGGCACAAGCUAUAAUUAUGUAAAAAAGAAAAAAAAUUCAGUAAAAGAUGUUUUUGUUUUGAUGCUGAAA